AUGAACCACCAGACUGUCGAGGCUGUCCUUCUGUUCCUCUGCGCUCUGUCCAUCUGGGCAUGGCUGAUCAAGCCAGCGAUCCCUCCCCUGCAAAGCCUGACUCGAGGAAGAGAAAUCCUGCACCGCAUCUACAGAAAGCAACUCCGUGACAACCAGGUCUACGUCCUGCGCGGCGUAUUCGGCAAUAGCAUCGUUCUCCCGCCGUCAAUGCUGCAGUGGUUGACCUUGCAACCGGAGAGUCAUCUCAGCGCCAAAGCCGCGCAAAUGGAUGCUUUAAACAUCCCCAUAACGUUCUUGCGCCCCGAGAUCGGGUUGGAUCCUGUACACGAGCCCCUGAUCCGCCGCAACCUCACUGCCAAUCUGGACAGCAUUGCUGGCGACGUCUGGGAAGAGGUUGGUCUGGCACUAGAGGACCUCUGGGGACAAGCCACGGAUUCGUGGCGCGAGGUCAACCUGGAUGAUACAGUACGCCGCGUCGUGGCGCGAGCAGCAAAUCGUGUCUUCGUUGGCGAUACACUCUGCCGUGACAACGACUAUAUUGAAAGCUCGAUUCGCUUCGUCACUCGAGUGUCGAUUUGCGGUCUUCUGAUCAACCUUUUCCCCAACUGGCUCAAACGCCCAAUGGGGUUUGUCUUCAAAACCCCAGUCCAGAUGGCCUAUUCGCGCUGUGCAAAGCACCUUCUGCCCGUAUUCUCAGAUCUCACGCUCACUGAUCCACAUCUUUUUACCUCAUGGCUCGUCUCCAACUCAGUACAAUACCCUCGCUCCUCUCCCGAGCGCACUCCAGACUUUCUCAGCCGGCGCAUCAUGGCUUUGAACUUCGCCGCAAUCCACACGUCAACUUUGACAGCCUGUAACCUGCUUCUCGACAUCUUCUCCCACCCGCCCACGGUGUCGCUCCUCCGCGAUGAGUCUCUCGCCAGUAGCGCCCGCUGGGGAAAGACGUGGAAGCGAGCCCGGUUUAACCAGAUGUCGCGGCUCGACAGCGCACUACGCGAGAGCUUGCGGCUGUGGGGCCUCGUGCCCAAGGCCAUGAGUCGAAAGGUCAUGCAGCCGGAUGGCGCUAUCCUGCCGGAUGGACAGCGUCUGCCGCAGGGGACCACGGUGUGCAUUUCCGGAUGGGGACUGCAUCAUGACGAGGGCAUAUUCCCGCAGCCCUUUGAGUUUGUGCAUGACCGGUUCAUGCGGGCUGAGGAGGAGGUGAAGGAGCAGGCGGAAGGGGUAAAGAAGAGUGCCGCGGCAGAGACAAACGAGCAUUUUGUUGCCUGGGGUAUUGGCAAGCAUGCGUGUCCCGGUCGCUUUUUUGCUGUCGAUCUGAUCAAGAUCAUUCUGGCGCAUGUUUUGGUGGACUACGAGGUUAAGUUCUUGGGAGAGCGGCCUGGAAAUAUAUGGAUUGAGUAUAAUGUUCUUCCACCGCCAUCAGCAACAUUAUCUAUCAGGAGGCGUGUUUAA
Messenger RNA from Talaromyces atroroseus, 1452 nucleotides. RefSeq lists its product as hypothetical. Bases 1 to 1452 code for a protein of 483 amino acids. NCBI's taxonomy places the organism in Eukaryota, Fungi, Ascomycota, Eurotiomycetes, Eurotiales, Trichocomaceae. Gene Ontology annotation, molecular function: monooxygenase activity; oxidoreductase activity, acting on paired donors, with incorporation or reduction of molecular oxygen; iron ion binding. The transcript is spliced from 3 exons. The record is from RefSeq and is a predicted model, not a curated record.